AUGGCAGACGGAGUAUCGAUUUGGACUCCCAUUCUCUACCUCGCCGUGCUGGUCACAGCCCUGGUAGUUUUUUCACGGGUCUAUCGUCAACGUAAGUUGAAUGACAUCGCACGGGCAGAGUUGUUUUAUGAGCGCAACUUUGCUCAGGAAAUCUACCGCUCUCUACGUGAGGGCUCUCAGGUUGUGCCCGACAACGUUCUCAAAAUGGCGUUACUUGUAUGGGGUGCCACAGACUUCCUUAGAGUCAUGAAAAUCAAAGAGUGCAAGCCUGCAGUCGCGCAACUGGCCCAGAAUGGAAUGGUUGGCGAGGUUCUUGAGUUCAGAGUUGGAGGUACGGAGAAGGCGCUCGAUGAGGAAAUUAAAGUGAUCGUUGGUGAUGCCUUGACCUUGGCCCCGGAAUGGACCUCCGUAGUUCAAACAGCCGGUGAAGUAGCACAGAAUGAUGCUGUGCGUCGCAGGUUGACAUUCCUUUCUGAAUUUGAAAACGACCUCAAGCUUAUGGCUGGCCCGGACGCUCUUGAGAGGGCAUCAAAAGGAGAAACGGCUUGGCUGGUCAAAAAGCAAAAGCCAGCUAAAUGA
Wickerhamiella sorbophila is the source of this 579-nucleotide messenger RNA. RefSeq names its product Translocation protein SEC66. Gene Ontology annotation, cellular component: Sec62/Sec63 complex. The record is from RefSeq and is a predicted model, not a curated record. The coding region runs from base 1 to 579 and encodes 192 amino acids. Lineage: Eukaryota; Fungi; Ascomycota; Dipodascomycetes; Dipodascales; Trichomonascaceae. The transcript has a single exon. Gene Ontology annotation, biological process: post-translational protein targeting to membrane, translocation.